Messenger RNA from Chrysoperla carnea, 4554 nucleotides. Its product is annotated as eyes absent homolog 1-like. The record is from RefSeq and is a predicted model, not a curated record. Gene Ontology annotation, molecular function: protein tyrosine phosphatase activity. The coding region runs from base 54 to 2939 and encodes 961 amino acids. Gene Ontology annotation, cellular component: nucleus. Gene Ontology annotation, biological process: positive regulation of DNA repair; multicellular organism development; negative regulation of extrinsic apoptotic signaling pathway in absence of ligand. The transcript has 11 exons. Lineage: Eukaryota; Metazoa; Arthropoda; Insecta; Neuroptera; Chrysopidae.
AAUAAUUUUUACAUUUUUAAGUUGUUGCUGUUAUCGCUGUGGUUUGGAAUGUAAUGUUACCUAUGCCAAUAGCAGUCAUACCUAUGCAUCCCAUUCUGGGUUCAGAUAUGCUUCAUUAUAAUACAAGUGCUGUUGUAUGUGAACCAUCAUCUUAUUAUCAUCAAUCUACUACUGCAUCCUAUAAUAAUAAUAAUAAUAAUAAUAAUACAUCUAGUGGAUCUGGAUCUAAAACUGGAUCAACAUCCAAUAAUAAUAAUAAUACCACAACAAGUUCUACGUCAUUCUAUGAGGUUAAACGUGCUAAAACAACAAAUGAUAAUUAUACAACAAUUGAACAACAAACUGAUAAAGAAAGAUCGUUAAGUCCACCAACAAUUAAUUCAUCAUCAUCAUCAUCAUCAAAAUCAUCAUCACCACCACUGCCAACAUCAACAACACCAGCAUCAACAUCAGCAUCAGCAUCAGCAGCAUGUAUAACAAAUAAUAAUAAUAAUAUUAAUCCAACAUUAUUAUUAGAUCACCAAAAUCAUCAAUAUCAUUAUCAGCAUACAUUAUCAUCUGAUAAUAAUAAUAGUGAAGAACAAGAACAAGAACAAGAACAAGAACAAAAUCAUCAUCAUCAUCAUCAUCAAAACGAUACAAAUACAAAUAUAAAUGAUAACACAUCAUCAUCACAUCAUCAACUCAGUGGAUACAAUAAUCAUCAAAAUCAUCAUCAACAUUCUUUAUUAUCAACAACAAACAAUGAUCAUUUAAAUUUAAAUCAUCAACAACAAUCAUCGCCAUCUUGUUUAAAUAUUAAUAACGGACAUCAUACAAGUACAAGUACAAGUUGUGCUGCUGCUGCUGCUGUUGUUGCAUACAUAACAAGUACGGCUUCAUCAACAUCAUCAUCAGCUGGCUGGUCAUUACUGACUGAUUCAACAGACGUUAAAAGUGAAGUAAAAAGUCCAGGCCUGGCGGACACAGAUACAACAACGGAGUGUGUUAACUCCAAUUCUUUAUUAUCUAGCACCACAACUGGUCUUAUUUGUGAUAGUGGAGCAGCAGGAACAGUAGGUGUAGGUGUGAACUGUAGUGUUGGUGUUGGUGUUGUAAGUGGAACUGCAGGAAUGUAUCAUACAGCUGUGGGAACUGUUGCAAACAGUUUGUCAUCAUUAAAUGAUCCAUUAGCUUAUGACAACCAAAAAGAUUACCAGCAUCAAUAUCCACAUCAAUAUUAUAACAGUAUACAAUGUCAACAGAAUCCAUACAGUGCCAAUUCAUACACAAUGAAUCAUAGUCCAACAUCCAGCUUUUAUGGACACACACAUUCUGCAAGUACAACACCGACUGGUGCAGCAUUAUCCGCAGCAGCAGCGUACGCAGGUUACGCAGGCACACGUAGUCUGACUAGUUGUGGUGGCACUAAAGGUAGUGCAGCAGCCAGUCCAUAUCUAAGUCCAUACACCUCCAGCCUAACAGGUAGCAGUAGCUUUCAACAAGCAGCCGCUGCUGGCACUACUGCAGCUGGCAGUCAAUACGCUGCGUACACAGCUGGUUAUAAUUGUGCAGCAGCCGCAGCCGCUUCAGCGGUAGCACAAAGUUUUUCUGCACAACAGGGUGUUGAUUAUGCAAGUUAUGCAAGCAGUGCGUACGGUGAUCCACAGACUGCAGCACAAUACAGUAGUUAUUACAGUGCAGCAGCACAAGGACCUUAUGCAUCAUAUGUUAGUUCAUCACCAAACUCAACAGGUGGCAUUGGUAGCAACAGCUAUCAUUUAACUAAUUCAGUAUUACCAGAAAGUCCAAAUAGUUUAGGUUUACCAUUAAGUGAACCACCCACAUCACCAAUUAAAUCAGAAACGGGGGGUGUUCUAUGUUCAUCAUUAAAUAAUACACUUAAUAAUAGUCAAACAAUAAGACGAACUUCAAAUGGUGGAAGUGGUGGGAAUCAACAAACAGAUAACAAUAAUAGUGGUGGUAAUACUACAGGUGGAGGUCGUGUGGGUGCAGCACGUGGUAGAGGACGUAGACAGAAUACAGUCUCACCUGCUAGCGUUGAAACCGGUACAGAGCGUGUGUUCAUUUGGGAUCUAGAUGAAACUAUUAUUAUAUUUAAUAGUUUGUUAACUGGUGUUUUUGCAUCCAAAUAUGAUAAAGAAGCACCACAGAUGGCACAACUGGGUUGUCGCAUGGAGGAGAUGAUCUUUAUAAUGGCUGAUGCACACUUCUUCUUUAACGAUGUAGAGGACUGUGAUCAAGUGCACAUCGAUGAUGUGUCUUCAGAUGAUAAUGGACAAGACUUGAGUACAUACAACUUUGCUGCAGAUGGUUUUCACACAAACACAUCACACAGUGGUGCGGGUGGUGCAUUGGGUGGUGGUGGUGCACCAGGUCUAGCUGGUGGUGGUGUUGGUCUCUGUUUACCAUCUGGUAGUGGUGGUGGUAUCCGUGGUGGUGUUGAUUGGAUGCGGAAAUUAGCAUUUAGAUAUCGACGGAUCAAAGAGACUUAUAAUAAUUAUAGAAAUAGUGUUGGUGGUAUGUUAGGACCAACAAAACGUGACCAAUGGUUACAAUUACGUUCAGAGAUCGAAGCUGCUACAGACAACUGGUUAACGUUAGCAAACAAAUGUUUAUCAUUAAUUAAUUCUAGACCUAAUUGUGUUAAUGUACUUGUAACUACUACGCAGUUAGUACCAACCUUAGCUAAAGUAUUACUAUUUGGAUUGGGUGGCGUUUUUAGCAUUGAAAAUAUUUAUUCUGCAUCAAAGAUUGGUAAAGAAAGUUGUUUUGAACGGAUUGUAACACGAUUCGGUCGUAAAUGCACGUACGUGGUGGUUGGUGAUGGUCAGAAUGAAGAGGUAGCCGCUAAAGCAUUAAACUUCCCAUUUUGGAGGAUUAACUCGCACAGUGAUAUUGUUGCGCUGUACAAUGCGUUGGACAAUAACUUUUUAUGAAAACAAAUCUUGUUUCAUUUAAUCAGUUUAUCUUUAUCUGCCACCAUUAUUAUUUUUUGUGAUUUAAUUAAGUAAGUCAAUAUAUUAAUUAAUAAUUAAUAUUGUGUUGUGUUUAUUACAAGAUAAACACAAACUCCACUCACUCCACUUUAUUCAAGUAGUUCGGCUGUUUCAGCAAGUUCGGUGAAUCUUCAAUUUUUGGUUUUGCUGAAAAUAAUAGAUCAAAGUCCAUUGAUCACAAUAAACAUAGAUUUGGGGCCUCUUGCAAUGCAAAAUUUGGUUAAUUGUACAAAAAUUAAUCGAUGAAUGAGCUUCAUAAAAGUUUUCAUCGUGAAAAAAAUUUAUCACAGAUUCUGUUUAUGCAAAAAAGCAGAAACAUUACCUUACGGUAUUUCCAAAAAGAAAAUAUAAAAAAACUGUGUUUAGUUUUUAUAGCAUUUGUUUACAUUUACGUCAUACAAAUUGCCUACCUAGUUGACUAGUUGACUAGUUGAUUAGUUGAUUAGUAACGUGACAGCCGAACAACUUUAAAAGAAACAAUAUUUUAAUUUUAAUUUACUGUGAUUUUAUUCAUAUAAUCUGUGUUGAAUGCACUGCACUAAAUCGAAUGCGUGUCUGUAGACGAAGAACUAGGAACUAGUCUGAUUUAUAAGAAAUUAAAAAUAUGCAUAAUUAGCAUAAUUAAUAUCCAUUUUAUAAUUACUGAUGAAAAUGAUUUCAAACUUGUUACACGGUGGUUUUUGGGGUCGGUGAACAAGACUGUCAGGAUGGAAUUGGUUUCAGAGGUACUUGGACAGACUUUCUUAAAGUGUGUUUUCAGCCUUGAGCUGAUGUGUCCCGGCUAGGUUUGCUAAUUGCCAAAUCUGUACAGUAAGUAUUCAAGAUUGAUUUAUCUUGUCGGUGUCGGUGUCACCCUGUAAGCAAAGCAUCCAAAACAUUCCGAUUUUGGUAUGAGUGUCAGUGUAUGUAGCUUUUCAAUUUUUCUUCUUUUUUAUUGAUUUAAACCAAUAACUUUGAGUGCAAUAUGUGUUUGAGUUGUUUUUAUUUUUAUUUUUUGAGGAUAUAAUUUUGUAUAAAGUAUGGCAACCCUAACAAAAUAAUAUUUUUAUUUUGACACUUGACAACCCUAGAUUCCAUCGAUAUGAAUAUAACAUAAACCUAAAAAUUACACAUUAAUAUAACUGUUUGGGUGAUAUGCUUGCAAAAGCUCAAAUAAAAUAAAGUUCAAAAAAUAAAAGCCCGGCAGAAUCACGCUCUUAAAAAGGAUGAAAACAAGAAAAUAUUUUUAUCGAGAAUUGUUCUGAUGAGUAAAAUCGUUAUUACAAUCGGAGAAGCUCUUAAACAGUUUUCCACAGAACAGAAAGAGGUUCCCCGACUGUAAUGACGAUUUCACUUAUCAUAACAAUUUCCGGUAAAAAUAUUUUUAUAUUUUCAUAUUUUUAACAUUAAGUUUGUUUUUUGAUCAUAACUUUAUGUAUGUCUUCUAGAGGGCGCCAUAUUCAAUUUAAAGUGACGUCAUAUAGCCUAUAACCAGCGGACAAUCAAGACAAUACCACAUUUGUCGAAUUAUGAUAAGUAAUUUAAAAAUCAAACGCAUAACCCUCGCCAUUGUAUA